GAUUUUUUUUUAAAUGUAUACAAUUAUUAUUAUUACUAUUAUUAUAAAAAUGUAUUGUGAUUGAAUGAGGGCAUUGUGUAUAAAAUGAACAAAACGAACAAUUAUAAAUACAGUAGAAAAAAGAGUACUUUGAAAACGAAUAGACAGAAUAACUCAAUAAAACGAGGAAAAAGGAAUGCGCGCAGACCAUUAAUAAAACCACAUGAAACCGAAGAAGAAGCUAUAAUUCGAAGAUUUCACGAUGCGCAAAGAAUGGCAAGAUUUCGAGCUAGAAAGAAGAAAGCUCUGGAGGAAGUGAGGGUAUUUAAAACAGAAUUAAACAGAAAAGAUAUUACAUUCAAAACUAUUGACUCCGUUGUCUCUGUGCCAGCAAUGGAACAAUUUCAAACAUAUUUCCCUAUACAAAACCCAUCAAUUGUAUAUUCAGCUUGUAAACAAAGUAAAUACUCCCAAUUAUUGAAAGUCAUUAAAGAACUAGGAAGAGAUGUUAAAUUAACGUACGCUGGUAGUAAAAUUUCAAUAGAGAGAUUAAAAUUAGGUAUUAUAAAAGCUAGGAUGCUGAUAAAGGAAUGCUUAAUGGAGAUAGAAAUUAAUUUACAACAGUAACUAGCAACAUAUAAAUAAACGUAACUUGCUAUGAUCAUAAAUAAAUAAACUAUCCUAUUAAAAUUUUAUUUAAGUUUUGUAUAGAAAUCAAUGUUAUAAUAUUAUUGAUUGGAGAAUUGUAGUAGUUGUGAAUGUUAUGUUUAUAGAUUUUUCUUCUAUUAAUAAAUUAUAAAAGAGAAAGAAUUAAAUACUGCUGAGUAGAACACAAGUGCUAUGCAAUACAUGAUCAUUAACAAUAAAAAA
Molecule: messenger RNA, 849 nt
Organism: Frieseomelitta varia
Lineage: Eukaryota; Metazoa; Arthropoda; Insecta; Hymenoptera; Apidae
Exons: 1
Coding region: 85-606 (173 amino acids)
Cellular component (GO): cytoplasm; nucleus
Source: RefSeq, a predicted model, not a curated record